This is a messenger RNA of Nerophis ophidion (straightnose pipefish), 2279 nucleotides long. It is a transcript of the gene tyw2, whose product is annotated as tRNA methyltransferase 12 homolog. Gene Ontology annotation, cellular component: cytoplasm. Gene Ontology annotation, molecular function: tRNA methyltransferase activity. The transcript has 11 exons. The coding region runs from base 735 to 1979 and encodes 414 amino acids. The record is from RefSeq and is a predicted model, not a curated record. Gene Ontology annotation, biological process: tRNA methylation. Lineage: Eukaryota; Metazoa; Chordata; Actinopteri; Syngnathiformes; Syngnathidae.
UUAAAAGGAGAAGUAGAACUUCCUGUUCCUCUCUGCCUACUUUAUACCAAGAACAAAUGGGCCAAAUUUGGCACAUCAUUUGUGAAGAAGCUGAAAUAUGAUCAGAAAUAUGAAAGCGACGGCUGGACUAUUGGUGUUGCUCCUCACAGUUUGUCACGCUGAAGAAAAGGCUUGUGAUGGCAGAAAAGAUGGUGUUCGGUGUUACGGAAAACUGGGAGAGCCAAUGUUACUCAGAUUGAUGGACAACGCCAAUACAUUAUUAAAAUAUAAAUGGUACAAUACCAAAACUACACUGCUGUUAGGGGGAAUUGAUCGUAAUGUGGAUCUAACAGAAAAACGAUUUAGCUUCACCCCAGAAGAAGGAGUGAUGAAGAUAGAAAAGUUGGAGAGGAGAGAUGCCGACAAAUAUACUCUCUCCAUUUAUAACCACCAGGGGAAACUGAUCAACAAUCGGACUCUACAGUUGUUUGUUGAAGAUUCUGUGCCUGGUGCCAACUCCGCUUUGUGUGACCAACCAACACUCAGCCUGCCCGCUGCAUAUUACUGGCUGAUAAUACAGAACGGCAUCUUGGCACCAACAGUCCUGGUAAUUAUCCUGGUCAUGAUCUUUUUUGCUUUGAAGAUAAAGCUAAGCAAGAGACGCAGAGUGAGCGGCCGGGCGCAAGGAGUUUGAUUGAGACCGGGGGGACGGAAGCAGAGACUGGUGAACAGAAAGCAGAGCGACUGAAAAGUCGAUGCAUUGUGGAUGUGUGAGCAAUCGGAAGAAUAAAUCUCCUGUCAAACCCGAACGACUGGCUUCCAGUGUGACUGUACAACAACUUCUGUCCCGAACCUUCCUGGACCGAGGCUUUGGUUUAGUCAAAGAGCCGACUGGGACUGUUCUUCUGCCAAUUGUACCCUGGUGUUUACCACAAGUUGAUGUGACACCUCCCUCUUUACCACAAGUUGAUGUGACACCUCCCUCUUUACCACAAGUUGAUGUGACACCUCCAGGCGGUAGCUGUCAACUGGUUUGGUGUCAGUCUUCUCUGCUGAAAAAGAAGGAGAAAGGCAAGAUGAGAGUUAAUAAACUAGAAGAAGUCCUCCUUGAGCUGUUGGAAUCUCAUGGAGAAAGAUGGACGGAGGAGCUGAGAAUCGAUCUGCCUCGCAGCUUCCAGCGACAUGGAGACUUGGUCCUGCUAGGGCACAACUGUUUCUUGGCCCCUCCUUGGAAGAAAAUAGACAAGCAGCUGUGGCAGGCUGUAGCCAAAGUUCUGGGGGCAAAACGCCUGGCAAGGAUGAGUGGAAUAUGCAGCGACGGGUACAGGUCUCCCAAAGUGACCAUGGUCUUGGGAGAAGACAGCUGGGUUCAACACAUGGACAAUGGCAUCACAUAUGAGUUUGAUGUCACCAAAUGCAUGUUUUCAGCUGGGAAUAUAACAGAGAAGCUGCGUGUUGCUGGAUUCCACUGCAGGGGCGAAACUGUGGUUGAUUUAUAUGCAGGUAUAGGAUACUUCACACUUCCAUAUUUGGUACAUGCGGGCGCAGCACACGUGCACGCCUGCGAGUGGAACCCGCAUGCGGUCCGAGCGCUACGCAGGAAUCUUGUGAUCAACGGAGUACACGACCGCUGCACAGUUCACCCCGGGGACAAUCGACAAGUGCAGCUGGGCAGUGUUGCCGACAGGGUCAACCUGGGCCUCAUACCCUCCUCCGAAGACGGCUGGCCAGUGGCAUGUCACCUUCUGAAGAAAACUACUGGUGGUAUUUUACACAUUCAUCAAAACGUGACUUGGCCUGGAGUAAGAACCGAUGAGCGGGGUGGGAAGAGAGAGGCGUGGCAGUCCUGGGCGGCUGACGCUGCAAGCCGCAUCGGCUCUCUUUUGAAAGAACUCACUUGUAAACCGUGGACAACAAGCGUCCAACACAUUGAGGCCGUGAAGUCGUAUGCGCCUCAUGUUCACCAUGUGGUGCUGGACCUGGAGUGCAGACCUUCUUGACCAGCUUGGAUAGAAUGCCAUUCAUGCACCGUAUCAGAAAACUCAGACAUCCAUUGUGCUGGUCUAGGACUUGGGCUGUCAUUCUUUGGCCACCAAACCAUUCCAUUCCGUUGUUAGGGUUCAGAAUAGAUUAUCGAUUCAAAAUCUGUACCUUUUUAAUAACACUGGGUGCCAGUUCUAUGAUUACCUACACUCCUCCAUAAAAUUGAUAACCUGCUCUGAUCCUUUCUUUAAUAUUUAAAAUAAAGUUGGUUUUUAUUCCCAAACAUUAAAUAAAGUCAAAUACAAGUAAGGCAACAA